AUGCAGCUCAAACAACUUCCGUUGGCGUUGCUUGCAACUGCUGUCGCUGCAGCACCAGUGAAUGAUGCCCGACACUUUAACUCAUGCAACGACAAUCCCGCACUUGCAGUCCUUCGUUUCCUGAGGGCUUCUUCAUUUUGCAGCAGUUUCAUACACAUCUCUACUCAGACUGUCACCAGCAAAACAACUGUGACACAGACGGUUCCUCAAGUUGUGUCUGCUACCAUCACUGCCACAGAUGGCCAAACAAUCACGACGACAAACACGGCAACUGUCGAAGCAACGGUGACGAACGCGGUUGACGGACCGAUUGUCACAGUUACCAAUACUAUCACUGACACUGCAACCGUGACGAGCCCACAACCGGUGACCGUAACGUCAACUUCUACAGUCUCCGUCACUACAUACGGCAGAACGGGCCCCAAGAAGCGAGGGGCGCCAGGGCGGGCGCCAUGCAAGCCAAACCCGCCUCGAGUUCCUCCUGAGCUCAAGAGGUUUGCCGAUAAAGUCAUUUCAACAGCCUGCAGCUGCUACGUGAAAGCACCCACCGUCACCGCAAAGUCGACCGUGACAGUGACCGUUAAACCAACAACCACUCUCUCUUUCACAGCAACUGUAUCCCCAACUCUCGCAACACAAGCCAACGUCGUCACGGUGACGGCUACAGUAACGGUCACGACCACGAAACCACCGACAACAAACACCGCAACCGCCGAAAUAACAGCCACCGAAACAUUACGACCAGUAGCGACGAACACACAGGUUGCUACACAGACAGUGACUGUUGCCGGGCGUCAGUACAACUACGUUUCCAGCUACAACAACAAUUGUGUACCGUUCAACUAUCUCACCUUGAAUGAUGAUGUUCAAGGUAUUCCUCUGACGUACGACGGCAUUUUCCAGUACUGCGCCGCCAAAUGCGCCGCCGACCCCUCAUGUGGACAGAUUUGGGUAGCAAACAAUGAUCCCAUCACUCGGACUGGGUUAUGGUGUAUGACUGGUGGCAAACAAAGUACCAGCAACUUUGAUUAUACCUGGACUUCGAGUGAAAUUCAGUGUGCUUACCCGCCAAUUGGAAAGUAUGGUACCUGGUAUAGCAUCUGA
Pochonia chlamydosporia 170 is the source of this 1104-nucleotide messenger RNA. RefSeq lists its product as hypothetical. The transcript has 4 exons. The record is from RefSeq and is a predicted model, not a curated record. Bases 1 to 1104 code for a protein of 367 amino acids. Lineage: Eukaryota; Fungi; Ascomycota; Sordariomycetes; Hypocreales; Clavicipitaceae.